GCAUAUCAUAAACAAUCCAUAUUGCGUACAAAACCAUAGUCCAAUAUUGUUACAUAAUAUCUCAUCACAGUUUAAAGGGAAAAAAUCGUUAAGUUUAUCUAGCCCCACCCCAUUAAACUUAACAUAAGCAAAAACAAAAGCUGGCAAUGGCUAAUCUUCUUUUAGUUCUCUUAGUUCUAGUCUCCUUUUCUACUCUCCUUCUAUCCCACCAAUACUGUAUAAUAGGAGCUGGCCCCUCAGGGAUGCAAUUGGGAUAUUUUCUUCAGACAUCAGGCAGAGACUAUGUAAUAUUUGAAAGAAACUCCACCUCUGGCUCUUUCUUUCGCCAAUAUCCUCGACACAGAAAACUCAUCUCAAUCAACAAACGCUACACUGGCUCAACUAAUGAAGAAUUCAAUUUAAGGCACGACUGGAAUUCAUUGCUCAGCCAUCAUCCUGACUUGAAAAUGAAACAUUAUUCAAAAGAUUACUUUCCUCAUGCUGAUACAGCGGUCAAGUAUUUUGAGGACUUUAGCUCAAAGCUAGGCUUGAACAUCCAAUACAAUACAGAGAUCAAGAAAGUAAAGAAAGACUUGGAGACAGGUAUCUUUACUCUUACUGAUCAACUGGGAAAAAACUACAACUGCCAAGUUUUAAUAAUAAGUACUGGAUUAUGGAAGCCACAUAUACCUGAAAUCCCUGGUAUUGAACUUAUAGAGGGCUAUGAAAAUGUUUCAGUUGAUCCCGAUGAUUUUAUUAAUAAAGCUGUGUUCAUUAUUGGCCGAGGUAAUGCUGGUUUUGAAACAGCUGCUAAUAUUGUAGGAUCUGCUGCAUUCAUACACAUGGCAAGCAGAUCACGCAUUAAGAUGGCUUAUCAAACUCAUUAUGUUGGGGAUUUACGGGCCAUUAAUGAUGAUCUUAUUGAUACUUAUCAACUCAAAUCACUUGAUGGGCAAUCUGAAAUUUACGAAAGUUUGGAUUCAAAAAUAAUAAUAAAAGAUGGGAAAUAUUACAUUAUUCCAGCUAGUUCUUCUGGGAAAGACUUCCCUACUGAUGGUGAAGUAAGUGUUGGGUUUUAUUUUCCAUAUGACAGUAUCAUAAGGUGUACUGGAUUUAAGUUUGACUACUCGUUGUUUGACAAGUCAACCGAUCCAGGAGUAGAUCAAUCAUCACAUGGAAAGUUUCCUUUGAUGAAAUCAAAUUAUGAGUCAGUUCUUGUUCCUGAUAUGUACUUCACUGGUGUUAUCAGUCACGCAGUGGACUAUAAGAAAUCAGCCGGAGGGUUUAUUCAUGGAUUCCGUUACACUGCAAGAGCUUUGUAUCGUCAACUUGAGUGGCGUUAUCAUGCUGUAAAAUGGCCGUCUGUGAGAAUACCGGUAUCCGACUUAACACUUUACUUGAUUAAGAGGAUAAAUGAAGUCUCUGGUUUGUAUCAGAUGUUUAAUGUUCUUGGAGACCUGAUGAUAAUAGAAAAUAAUGACACUGUCAUAUACCUGGAAGAAGUACCCAUUCAAUCAUUAGGAGAUAUUAAAAGUCUGACUGGUUAUGAUGCUCAGCAGAUAAUAAUACUAAAUUUUGAAUACGGGAUAGAUUACUCUGGCCCAGGUGAAGAUGUGUUGCGUGAGAACCGUGCUACUGGUAAUCCUGUAGAAGCUGACACAAGCAACUUCUUGCACCCUGUCCUCUACCACUAUAAUAGGUUGCCUCUUCAGUUUAGAGAAGUUGGAGUAAUGCCAAAGCCUACUUCAUAUCAUCAUAUAGUUGAAGAUUUUCUCACUGACUGGACAUCAAGACAAGCUGAUAUAAUACCAGUGAGAAGAUUUAUUGAAGAUGCUGUUCAGAGUGAUUUGAGGAGUUUUUCCACUGACGAGUGUUUUGAAUUAAGCAUUUUAUAUGGAACAGAGAACAUCCCUCUCUAUUGCAAACAGCACUAUUUUCAUGGGACUAGUUUUCCUAAUAUCAAUAUUGAUAUGACUGAUGCACUUCAAAGGAAACUGAAAAAUAUUGUUCAAGAAUUAUAUUAAAGAUAGCACUAUUGUUUUUUGCCAUUAUAUUUUUGCAAAUAAUAGGACGUUUUGUUCAUUUUUAUGAAAAUAUAUUUUUUCUGGCAGCUAAGUCUUAUUACAUGUGGUUUACUUUGAAGAUAUCAAA
Molecule: messenger RNA, 2130 nt
Organism: Amphimedon queenslandica
Lineage: Eukaryota; Metazoa; Porifera; Demospongiae; Haplosclerida; Niphatidae
Product: FAD-dependent oxidoreductase domain-containing protein 2-like
Exons: 23
Coding region: 147-2003 (618 amino acids)
Biological process (GO): ERAD pathway
Cellular component (GO): endoplasmic reticulum lumen
Molecular function (GO): flavin adenine dinucleotide binding; monooxygenase activity
Source: RefSeq, a predicted model, not a curated record